This is a messenger RNA of Dermacentor silvarum, 960 nucleotides long. RefSeq lists its product as uncharacterized. NCBI's taxonomy places the organism in Eukaryota, Metazoa, Arthropoda, Arachnida, Ixodida, Ixodidae. Bases 218 to 877 code for a protein of 219 amino acids. The record is from RefSeq and is a predicted model, not a curated record. The transcript has 5 exons.
AUUGCUAUUUUUUUCAGCAGUAGGGCGUAGGGCGGUAGUAUUUAAGGCCACAGCUCGUACCGCGUCAACUGCGUUUACGUUAGUUCUCUUUCUUGUUUGUGACAUUUCAUGCAUUAGUUUGGUCAUAGGUAGAUCUUUUCAAUCGCAUUUUUGAUUGCCCACGAAGGGCGAUGCGAAGGUUCGUCAAAAGAAUACGGAUAACAACCUGACAGCUGGCAUGGCGUCGAGCAGCGCGAGCAUUGGCGGCAGUUCGAUGCGAAAGACGCCGGAGGAAACGGAGGGAUAUUUUGCUUGGAUUGAAUACGUGCAGUCUGUAGCGGAAUGUGUAAAUAUGGAAGAAAAGGUACGGAGCGCCGUGAAGAAAACUGAGGCUCGUAAGUGUGAGUAUGUCUGUCAAAUAGCCGAGGCUUUGAAGGAGGAGAAGCGGCUGAAAUCUCUAAUUGCCUACUCCAAGGAGGUUAAGGCAAACAAAGACAAGCUGCUGAAAAUGAAUACAGCGGGCGACAUUGGCCCCCUGAGGGAUGAUCUAGCUCAACAGAACAAGGAGCAUGUGGAUGCUGACGUCGUGGUCAUCAGAAGUACCGAGCCUGUCAAUAAAGAGAAGCUGGGCUCAAGUCUGUCGGCGAUGGCGGCGAAGGGUGGAUCGUUAGAGCGCCUGGCUCUUGUUGAUGCGGCCAAGGCACAGGCGAAAUUUGCUAAAAUGGUCCUGGUUGGUGCACAGGAGAUGUCCAGGAUUUCAUCAUUGAAGAAGGAGAUCGCAGAGGACCUCAAGGCACUGGAAUUCUUAAAAGUAGCACAAGAGGUGUGUCAAGACGAGACUUCAGAUUCUCAGUACAACACUGCUCUCGAUCUUGAAAGUUUGAACCUGUCGCCAUGAUCCUGGGACCGAGAACACAAGAAUGAGUGUUGUUUGCAGCCUUCACUUUGUAAGUUGCCUAAUAAAGAUGGUUUGUCAUUGGA